Laetiporus sulphureus 93-53 is the source of this 177-nucleotide messenger RNA. RefSeq lists its product as uncharacterized. NCBI's taxonomy places the organism in Eukaryota, Fungi, Basidiomycota, Agaricomycetes, Polyporales, Laetiporaceae. The record is from RefSeq and is a predicted model, not a curated record. Bases 1 to 177 code for a protein of 58 amino acids. The transcript is spliced from 2 exons.
AUGUCCCCUCUGCCCACAAAUGGUGCAUUUCAUGUAAUAGGCCCUCCGUUCCUCCACGGGCGCAGUGCAGUCGAACUCCCAAUGAUCCAGACUGCCGCACUGGCGGCAGGGGCGUUUUGGUUUGAUGGCACGGCUUCAGAGGCUUAUGCUGUGCUCGAUUGGGACAAUCGCGAGUAA